CACGUCCCCCUUAUACUUACUGAGUCAAUCCCGGACGAUUGGUUUUCAUCACUACACUUUUCUGCCCUCUACAUGGGUUGACCCCAUCAACCUCCUCGAGACCCGCCCGGAAAGGAUGUUUGACGAGCAACCUGCCGUCCUGCGCAUACCGAGCGAGCUAUGGCUCCGUAUAGCUCUGCGGACACAAGAGCUCUCUGAACCGAAGCCAUCCGAGCCUGUCCCUGUUACGCUAGCCGUACCGGCCAGGAGCUACAUGGAUCUGCCUACCAACCUCGCUCCAGGAUCCGCUCCUCUUACACCUCUUGGACCUGUUAGUACCGGUGCGAUAUCGAACGAGGGCGCUUGGGGGAGUGAUUACUUCGGUCUGGCGAGUCGCACGACCGGGACUGCCUCGCCUCAAGCGAGCAAUCUUGAUAGCGCCCAUGCUCAAGGUGGGCCUACUCACGAGUCCAUCCGUCGGUCAAGAUCGAGCGUGCCUGACAAAGCUGCUAUCGACAAGCUCAACGGGUACUCAGAAAACCGCGGCUCUUGCGAAGAUAAGCUUGAUCUCGGACGUGCUGCCAAGGACGUCUUGUUGAUACUGUCAACGACUUGCAAGUCUUUGAGAUCAAACAUCUGGCCUCUCCUCAAUGGUCAGCUCAGAGUUAGCCUAUCUGCCUUGUCGAGCAAUUCGGACAAGUCGAGACAAGACAUAUGGGACCGAAUAUCGGCGUGGGCCGGUCAUGUCAGGGACCUCGAACUGGGGAUAGACCCUGGCGACGAUUUUCUCGCUCACAGUGCUUUGCGCCUGUUCGAGAAGAUCGGUAGCUCGCUUGAAACCUUGACCAUACGAUUUGAUCCUAUCAAGCUAGGAAGCAAGGAAUACGACUCCGAUAUCUCUCUUCAUCGCCAGAUAAGGAACAGUCCGAGCGGGAUCUACAUUCCUCGUCUCAUCCGCCCCUUGGAUGGUACGACGGAAUACCGACCCCUGUUCCCUUACCUGAAGAGUCUCAGAGUGACAUCCACCUUGAGGACGGUCGACGCCCAGAAUAUCGGCAACCUGCAUGCUCUCAUCUGUCAUGCACCCAGUCUCCUGGAAGUAGACUUCCAGGGAGCAAACAUGGACCUCGCAACCUACAUAGCGACUGUAGAUAUGCUUCAGUCCAUGCAACGCAUCCGCAUCGAGGUCCUCCAUCUCAACCUCGUCCGCCAAUACGCGACCAGCGUCGACAUUCCGAGCGUGGCAGAUGCACAAUCGAUACAACUCGCCUUGCAUGCUUUGACGCACGGACACCGCGCGUUGACGAGUCUGAAGGACCUGUCGAUCAUGGCGUUCGGAGGUGUUCUCGAGUUGAAAGAUGAUGCGUUAAAAUCUUUGGCGACUACUUUGAAGCGCAACUAUCCGCUGCUCCGGACUCUAGAAUUGCCAGUGAGGCCAGGUAGCGGGGAUACUCACGACACGUGUAUGGACGCGACAAAGCACCUGAGCGAGACCUGUCAGGUGGCCCCUGAACCUCCUGAUCCCAGAAGACCCCACCAGCUUGAAACGGUAGCCGGACUUGCAGAUUUGAACAAUCUCACCUUCAAGCUGUCGUCCAAGUUGGAGCGCGUAAUGAUGUUCAGGAGGUCGACCGGGGACGUCCUGACUACGACGGGACCGACCCCGGAGCAAGUCCCUACUGAAGAUGAGUAUCGAACGCAUACUGCUUCCAAACUCCGUUUAGUCGAGGUGGGCAAAGUGUGGAGGGCGACGAUCCGCUCGGAUGCGAAUCGCCAUGAGGAAGCUCAAAUUAUCGGCUCAGUGGAAGGAUACUCUAGAUGACCUAGCAAUGCAUGAGGUCGAUGCUUGCGUGCAGGCGCGCAGGUGGACCUCUAUCAUAUCGUUUAACCAUGUCCGACCUUUCCCUACGGAUCACAAAAUCUUUGUACAACAUUCAUGUCUACCCUCAUACCACCACAACGUUAC
Molecule: messenger RNA, 1945 nt
Organism: Filobasidium floriforme
Lineage: Eukaryota; Fungi; Basidiomycota; Tremellomycetes; Filobasidiales; Filobasidiaceae
Exons: 3
Coding region: 116-1801 (561 amino acids)
Source: RefSeq, a predicted model, not a curated record